This is a messenger RNA of Colletotrichum truncatum, 1317 nucleotides long. Its product is annotated as cellulose-binding family ii. Gene Ontology annotation, biological process: carbohydrate metabolic process. The record is from RefSeq and is a predicted model, not a curated record. Gene Ontology annotation, molecular function: cellulose binding. NCBI's taxonomy places the organism in Eukaryota, Fungi, Ascomycota, Sordariomycetes, Glomerellales, Glomerellaceae. Gene Ontology annotation, cellular component: extracellular region.
AUGCGUUUCACUACUGCCUCCGCCGCCGCUGUGGCACUUGCGGCCUCAUCUCAGGCUAUGAGCAUCUCAACCCCUUCCGACCUUGACGGUUCCGUGUGGCAGGCCCUCUCUUCCGUCUCUGGUCGUUCUUUUGAGGACAUGCCCCGCAACCGCCCCGUAAAGAGGCAGUCUGGCUGGAACCCUCCUUCUGACCUCGUCAAGCCCCUGAAGGAAGUCUGGGACCACUGCAAGAGCACAUACUCCAACUUCGCCGGCUUCAAGAACUACGGCUGGGACCAGGUUAUCGCCACCAAGGGAACUAUCAACGUCUGUGUCCGAUGGGAGUCCAGCGCCUCCGUCACCGAGGCCCAGCGCAAGUCGGUGGCUGCCGCCUUGAACAGAUCCCACCAGAGCUGGUACAAGUGGCUCUACGGCUAUGACAACUUCCCUUUCUCCAGUGUCAAGGUCAACGUCGUCGGCUGGGCCGUGAAGGAUAAGAGCCUUCUUCAGGGCUCCACCGAUGGCAUUCAGGUUUACACUGACAAGGACGCUGAAGGCAUCCCCCAGUGCGCCGAGUCCUGCGGCCGCUUCUUCAACCAGAACGGCGACUACAGCAAGUGUGCUGCCGGUGCUGACCGCCACUAUGACCAGUCUCUCUGGCUUACCGAUGGCAUGGCUGGUGGUGCUGGUGGUGACUGGGGUCAGCGUAUCGGCCGCGAGGCCUUCAUGGCUUCCCUUGACGGCGAUUUCCACAUUCUUCAGCACGAGAUCGGCCACACCUAUGGCCUCGAUGACUACAUAGACUGGACCCCCACUGGCGUCAACAGCUUCGUCAUGCUUGCUGGUUCCUCUGCCAAGAUCACUGACUUCGACGGCUGGAUGCUCCGCAACUGGUGGUACGAGUUCUCCCGCGAGCGCGGCUGGCAAUCCGACUCUAGCCUCAGCUCUGGUUCCGAUGCUGCCGCAGCUGAACCUGUUUCCUCUGCCGCCCCGGUUGCUACUGCCGCUCCCGUUGCCUCUCCCGCUCCCGUUUCCUCUGCUGCCCCCGAGCCCACCCCCGAGCCUACCCCCGUCGAUGACGCCCCUGUCGAGGAGGACCCUGUCGAGGAGGAGGACGACGAUGAGGUUGACUGCGCCGAGCCCACCACCCCUGCUGCUGCCGAACCUACCGUGCCUGCUGCUGCUGAGCCUACUCAGCCCGCCAGCUCUGGCUCUGGCGCGACUGCUGGCCCCUGGGGACAGUGCGGUGGCAAUGGCUGGACUGGUCCUACCUCUUGCGAUUCCGGCUUCAAGUGCACCAAGAGCAACGACUGGUACUCCCAGUGCACCAUGGCCUAA